Molecule: messenger RNA, 840 nt
Organism: Tarenaya hassleriana
Lineage: Eukaryota; Viridiplantae; Streptophyta; Magnoliopsida; Brassicales; Cleomaceae
Product: retrotransposon-like protein 1
Exons: 1
Coding region: 1-840 (279 amino acids)
Source: RefSeq, a predicted model, not a curated record
AUGGAUUAUGGAAAAGGGAAUCGGAAGGAAGAGGAGAUGAAACGAUGGGAAGAUUCAGAUUCGUCGUGUUCGUCAGAUUCGUCGGAAGGGCACAUCAUUCUGGGCAAAAACAUUCCUCGUCCGACGACUACUUGCAUGUCGGCGGCUCAGGGGGGGAAGAAGAAGAAGAAGAAGGAGCCAGCCGCCGCCACGAUCUGCUCUGCGCCGUGUUUAUCAUCCUCUUCCCAGAUUAACCAGUUGAUCGGUAUGCCCGGUUAUGACCCUAACCGGAUCCCUGCCUCGGUCUUCUCCGGUAGACCCAGCAAUCCGAUGGAUUGGAGCUUGGCUUCUAAUGAUUCUUUGUUCAGCAUUCAUAUGGGCAAUUUUAGUUUCUCCGGGGACCAGGCUUUGGCCGCACUGGCAAGGUCCGGCGAAAAACAGAAAUCCAGUUCCAACCCGGUUCCUCCUUCGGUUAGAGAUCCAGACACCUUUGAGGAGAUGAAACCUGAAUUAACUGACAAGAACAUGAAACAAGGGGAGGUAUCGGAUGAUGAAGGCGGGGGUGAUGAGGAAAUAAGGGAAGAAGAAGGAGACGAGGUUAUUGAGCCCGGUAGCGAUGACGGGUCAGAGAUUUCGGCCGAAACCAACAGGCAAGAAGACGAAGAAGGUGAUGAUGAUGAACAGCAGAUGCAAGAACAAGGAGGAGAGAAUGAGAUCGUGGAGGAAGAAGAUGAUGACGAGGUGAAUGAGAAAAAGCCGACGAAUCCAAGUGACGUGACCCACUCUACGAGCAUCUCUUGUCGUUCGGACACGAGCAACAACAGCAACUGUUCUUUUGCAUUUCCAGUGUACGUGGUUUGA